UCAUAACACAGGUCACAGAUUAGCUGCCUGAUUUAUCCAUCAUUCAAUUGAUGAGUUAAUACCUUCCUUGUCUCUCCCCUACGCGGAUUUUUUAAUUAACUGUGACUGACUUUAUCGGAUGAUUGAGGAGUCGUUUCCCGGGGAAACUAUAAAAAUGCCCGGACUUUGAGGGCUUAUUUUUAAUAGAGUCUUUUGUGUGCCUUCGCGCGCUAUGGCGCAUUUGGAAUUACUUUUCUUUGCUUUGUGCAUCAGUGCGGUGAUUUGUGUGGAUUUUGGGGGACGUCCAUUGCCAUUGAACGACGACGGGCAACCAGGAUGUCGUACACGUAGGGAAUUUGGGAGAUUUUGGCGAAAUCAUCAAGAUCCAUCGCGUUAUUGGGAAUGUACGGCAUGGGCUGUGGGUGCUGAGGUGAGGCACUGUCCACAGUACACGCAGUUUCAGGAAGAAUGGCAGACGUGCGUUCCGGAACAUAUGUGGCAGUGGUCACCACCUAUGUCACCACCAAGUCGCCCCACGGAUACAGUGAAUCCCUGUGAGCCUCUAGAUCUUCCAGCACCGUGCCCAACCACUCCAUGCCCACCCUGUCCACCUGAUGGCACCACCACGACCACAGCAUGCCCACCGUGUCCUCCUGACCCUGAGACUCCCCCGGAGGAACCCCCACCGGACAAUGGGCUUUGCUUUGGACCACCACCAGCCAAUGGUGGGCUCUCUUGCCUCCCACCUACGUGCACGGCUGACGAAAUGGCCCGCAAUCUCUUGUUCCCCAGUCGAACACCAACGCGGUUCUACAGAUGUGCCGGCAUUGGGUUCCCUGUUACCAUUGAGUGUGCCCCCGGGACGUGCUUCCACUUUGCCCAUCAAGUCUGUGUCAAUCCACAGGAUUGGGAAAAUUCCUGCUCUGCAUCAUUCUUCUGAUUGGAAUUUUAAAUUUAAUUGCUGCAAUUUCUGUUAAAAAAAAACUUGAAAUAAAAUAAAAAUUGAUACAGAUUGAUGGUUAAUGCGAGAAUACUUAAAUUCUUUUUUGAAUGAAAUAUAUUUUUUUUAAUUCUUAAUUGCAGUAAUAAUUUUUUUAGGGGAGAUCUAGUGCUAAAAAAAUUUAAGAACAAUUAUUUUCGGUAAUUUUACUUAAAUAAAUUCGCAAAAGCUUAAUAAAAUUAUCCAGCAUUUAAAA
This is a messenger RNA of Lutzomyia longipalpis, 1175 nucleotides long. RefSeq lists its product as uncharacterized. Bases 212 to 919 code for a protein of 235 amino acids. Lineage: Eukaryota; Metazoa; Arthropoda; Insecta; Diptera; Psychodidae. The transcript has a single exon. The record is from RefSeq and is a predicted model, not a curated record. Gene Ontology annotation, molecular function: chitin binding.